AUGGGUUGCAAGUUAACGUUCGUUGACGACGUGCUGAAUCGAUCGUUCUACAAGCUUGGGCUCAUCGUGGGGAAGCAGCCAGGUUACUUCAUCAUCAUUCCGGUUUUGCUCACCCUGCUGAUGGUCACAGGAUAUCAACGCGUGCACUAUGAAAUGGACCCUGAAUAUCUCUUCUCGCCGGUCAGCGGACAAGGGAAAUUAGAGAGGCGGAUAGUUGAGGAAUACUUUAAAGUUAACUAUUCCAGUCGGUUUAACGUCGGGAGGAUCACACGGCCUGGUAGAUUCGGCCGCGUUAUUAUUGUAGCUAAAGACAAUGACAGAAACAUGCUUCGAACAGAGGUGUGGAAGGAGCUGCGAGAGUUGGACGACCUGGUGCAGAACAUCACGGUGACCAUGUCGACGGGGGAAACAUUUACGUACAGAGAUGAAUGCGCGCGUUGGGAGGGCCAGUGCUUCGUCAACGACAUCCUCAACUUGGAUAAGAUUAUAGGCGAGGUAGAAGCCGGAGAACUGAACUUAACGUUUCCGAUCAUGUUUAACCCGGUGACGUGGGAGGCUCACGCUUUUCCUGUUUUCUUCGGUGGGUCGAAGGUUGUGGACGAUACUAUAGUGUCUGUUCCCGCCGUGCAGCUCGUGUGGUUCGUGAGGACUGACACUAAACUGCAGGAACAACGAGGUGCGGCUUGGGAAGAUGCGUUUUUAGAUGCCGUUGGGGUGGCAGAAGACACUGGACGAUUUAAGCACAUCUCCGUUGCGAGAUUCGCAUCACGAACACUCGACCACGAACUCGAAAAGAACACCCGAACCGUCAUACCGUUCUUUAGCUCUACAUUUAUCUUAAUGGGAAUUUUCUCUUUCGUAACUUGCAUGAUGGGUGACUGGGUGCGCUCUAAGCCGUGGCUGGGUCUGCUGGGAAACAUUUCGGCCGUGAUGGCAACAGCUGCCGCUUUCGGUUGUGCUAUUUAUUUGGGCAUUUCAUUCAUCGGCAUUAAUUUGGCUGCACCCUUUCUAAUGAUUGGCAUCGGCAUUGACGACACUUUCGUAAUGCUGGCUGCAUGGCGACGCACCUCCUCCCAGCUGUCCGUGCCGGAACGUAUGGCAAUCAUGUUGUCGGAAGCCGCCGUGUCCAUAACCAUCACUUCUGUCACGGAUAUGUUGUCAUUCUUCAUUGGUGUAUUUUCCCCGUUCCCAUCUGUUCAGAUCUUCUGCAUGUAUUCAGGUCUGGCAGUAUGUUUCACGUUUGUAUGGCACUUGACGUUCUUUGCCGGCUGCGUCGCAGUGUCUGGAUAUAGAGAGAAGCAGAACAGACACACAAUCACGUGGCUCAAGGUUCUACCUGAAUCCAGAGCUCGAAAAGAAGAAAGAUCUUGGUUAUAUAGAAUUUUCUGCAGCGGCGGAGUUGACUCGGCAGAUCCAAGCAAUUCCAUCGACAACAAAGAGCACUGCAUCAUGUUGUUCUUCAAAACGACUAUGGCAGAUAUACUGAAUAAUAAUUAUAUGAAAGCUGUGGUUAUUAUCGUGUUUCUCGCGUAUUUGGCUGGGGCAGGAUAUGGAGUAACUAACCUUAAAGAGGGCCUAGAGAGAAGAAAGUUAUCUAAGAACGAUUCAUAUUCAGUGGAAUUUUUCGACCGAGAGGACCUUUAUUAUCGAGAAUUUCCUUACAGAAUACAGGUUAUAAUAAGUGGUAAAUACAAUUACUCCGAUCCUAUGGUCCAAAAAGAGGUUGACAUUCUAACGAAGAGUUUAGAAAACACCUCCUACAUAUCCAACUCACUGUAUACCGAGUCUUGGUUGAGGACUUUUGUGGAAUAUGUGGAGAGCAAUAACGACUACUUAAACAUUUCCAUUGAUACGGAGCAAGAUUUCAUAAAGAACCUGAAAGAGCUCUGGCUUUUCCCCGCAAAUCCGUUUUCGUUGGACGUUAAAUUUGACGAAACGGGAGAAACGAUUAUCGCAUCAAGAUUUUUGAUCCAAGCUUUAAACAUCAGUGGGACUAAUCACGAAAAGGAAAUGGUGAAAGCCCUGAGAGAAGUUGUUGCACAAUCUUCAUUAAAUGUCUCAGUAUUUCAUCCAUACUUUGUAUUCUUUGACCAGUUCGAGCUAGUUCGCCCAACGUCCAUACAGAAUCUCUGCUACGGAGCUCUAAUGAUGAUGAUAACGUCUUUUAUUUUUAUUCCAAACAUUUUAUGUUCUUUGUGGGUAGCGUUCAGUAUAAUAUCCAUAGAAGUCGGAGUCGUAGGGUACAUGGCAUUGUGGGAUAUAAACCUCGACUCUAUAUCGAUGAUUAACCUUAUAAUGUGUAUAGGAUUUUCAGUUGAUUUUACUGCACAUAUUUGUUACGCGUACAUGUCAUCCAAAGCGAAAUAUCCGAAUGAACGCGUCAGCGAAUGUUUAUACUCUCUAGGGUUGCCAAUCGUUCAAGGUUCCUUCAGUACUAUUUUAGGAGUCGUCGCCUUACUAUUAGCGGACAGUUAUAUUUUCUCGGUAUUCUUCAAAAUGGUAUUUAUGGUGAUAUUUUUCGGGGCUAUGCACGGAUUAUUCCUCUUGCCGGUGCUUUUGUCUCUCUUUGGACCGGGUUCGUGUACGCGCCAGCACGACGACAUUAGACUCGCAAAGAUUGAGAAAUGCUAUCCCAAUCCGUAUUGUUUACCGCAUCCUCAAUUGACACUCGACGAUCAAAUCUAUAGUGGAAAGAACGGGAGCCCUCACGGAAUCUAUAAGAUUUAUAGCGAAGACAAAGAUCUAGGAAUAGGAACAUCCGGGGAGGACACCAGCGAAAGCAGUUCCAAUCAAUCGCAACGUCGACAAGCAAUAAACGAAGACGGUAAAAGAAAGUACGAGAGCGGCUGGGCGAGGUUUAAUUACGGCCAAAGCGGCAGCGAGUUUCGGCCUUCGGGAGAAUUAGACAUCUACGGUCAGGACGGCGAGAGAACUUGGCAAAAGCAACGAUAUGAAGCGAAUCGCCGAGCGUUCGAAAAUUACAGGCGAACACCGGGAUUCAGUGAUGACGAAGCGGUAAUGUCGCGAAAGUCGAGCGACACGACUCCGCGGAGAGAGAACAAGUACAGAGUUACGCGGACCCAUUCGCACCAUAACCUACACAGGCCCCGAGCUCCGAGGCGCUCAAACUCACACCAAAAUCUAGAAAACCAUAACUAUAUAGCUGAGUUGCGUUUUCCUUGA
Molecule: messenger RNA, 3183 nt
Organism: Pieris macdunnoughi
Lineage: Eukaryota; Metazoa; Arthropoda; Insecta; Lepidoptera; Pieridae
Source: the annotation of a GenBank genome assembly